Molecule: messenger RNA, 2028 nt
Organism: Chelmon rostratus (copperband butterflyfish)
Lineage: Eukaryota; Metazoa; Chordata; Actinopteri; Chaetodontiformes; Chaetodontidae
Gene: lmo4b
Product: LIM domain only 4b
Exons: 5
Coding region: 464-961 (165 amino acids)
Source: RefSeq, a predicted model, not a curated record
AGCUAACGGGACCCGGAGAGCGGACCGGAGGACGCUCAGUCACAGCCUCUCUCCUCGUCUUCUUUGGCCAAAACACGCACUUCUCGCGCUGAGGAAACUACGGCAUGCGUAGACCUGUUCUCGCGUCUUGCUAUGGACUCCUUUUGUUCCAGCGACAAACACGAGCAGUAGAGCGGCAGCAGCAGUAAAUCGGGAGCCGUCCGGUGGAAAUACUAUCUGAUAACUCCAUUUUCUCCGCCGCUCGCCGGCGAACAUCCGAGCUCGAGCCCCUCGCUGAGCCUCGCCGUCGCCGUCGCGCGGAGCUGGAGGCCGACGGCGCGCGGUAGUGCGUCCGCGUCGUACCUGUACUUUUUUUUUUUUUUUUUUUUUUUUUUGGGACUGUUGCAGCCUACCUGUUUACCUGCCCGCGCUUCAAGUCGUGAACUUUCCAGCCAUUACACUUAAAAGAGACAAACGAGGGACGAUGGUGAAUCCCGGAGGCAGCAGCCAGCCACCACCGGUGGGCACAGGUUCUCUGUCCUGGAAGCGGUGUGCAGGCUGCGGGGGCAAAAUCGCAGACCGCUUCCUCCUUUACACCAUGGACAGCUACUGGCACAGCCGAUGCCUCAAGUGCUCCUGCUGCCAGGCCCAGCUGGGCGAAAUCGGCACGUCGUGCUACACAAAAAGCGGCAUGAUCCUCUGUAGAAACGACUAUAUCAGAUUAUUUGGAAACAGUGGAGCUUGCAGCGCUUGCGGUCAGUCCAUUCCAGCCAGUGAACUGGUGAUGAGGGCACAGGGCAACGUGUACCAUCUCAAGUGUUUCACAUGUUCCACCUGCCGGAACCGGCUCGUCCCCGGGGAUCGGUUCCACUACAUCAACGGCAGCCUGUUCUGCGAACACGACAGACCCACGGCGCUCAUCAACGGCCAUUUGAGUUCACUGCAGACGAACCCACUACUGCCCGAUCAGAAGGUGUGUUAGGCAGGAGGAAGCGCAGGAAGCAGGAUGUGUGCCUUCAUUUUAGCCCUUACUCAUCGUCACCCGAGGCAGCGUGGAUCAGCAGCACCCCGGCCUUCCAGCCGUGCUCCCAGGCCCUUCGCCCUAAAGGAACCCUCGACCCAUCUCACCAGUUACCUGACUUUUUAUUUCUGCAGCCCAUGCCCGACGCUCAGCCUUCAACCUUGGCUUUUCCCCAGAUAUGGGUGGAUACUUGCACUUAAUGCACCUGAAUCGGGACGCUGAGGACUCCGUGACCUUGGAAUUUAAAAAACAACAAAAAUAAAAUAAAAAAAAAAAGAGGAGACCGAUCAGAAUCCAAGGGGACUCUUCAGGAGGAGAAAAUUAAACGACACACAAGAGGAUGUUGUGACUGAAGUGAGGGAACGAGGACUAAUGAGGUUAAAGAGAUGCAGACUUUUCAACUCUGCGCAUUUGUUUAAAGACUUUUUGGGGGGGAAAACCGGGACCUUUUCAUUUUUCCUCUCUUCCUUUUCUAUCCUCAUUUCCCAACAACAUGGUGUUUCCACUUUAUAUAUUUUAAGUGUUGUCAAAGGGGAAUGUGUUUUUUUUCUUUGGUGGUACAGUACAUAUAUAUAUAUAUACUUAUAUAUAUAUGUAUAUGUAUAUAUAUAUAUAAAAGGGGUUUUAAAAAAUACUGUGGCUUUUUGUGGAAAACAAAUCAUGAACACUCUCUUGGUGUAUUUGUAAAACUACCAUGUAUGUACAGUAUGCAUGUAAAUGUCGUUGUCCAGGCGUGGCUACAGUACAUCUGACCCUCCGCACUCGGCUCCACUCCGCCCCCCUCCCCCUCGAAACCCCAACCCACGGAAAAACUGAAGAAAACUUGCUCAUAGUCGGUAACGUAGAGAUCAUCACCAACAUAUAAAUGCUGAAUGAAAGAGAAAUUUAUUUGUGAUAUUUUCCGAGACACUUGCUCCAGUAUGGUGUAUUUAAUUAAUAAAAAUAUGGAAGAUUUAAAAGCCUCCUUAAAUUCAUUGUAAAGCUUGGGUCGUUAUUAGCAAUGCACACACUCAGCAUUGUGCUAACGU